Molecule: messenger RNA, 3810 nt
Organism: Sander lucioperca (pikeperch)
Lineage: Eukaryota; Metazoa; Chordata; Actinopteri; Perciformes; Percidae
Gene: nexn
Product: nexilin (F actin binding protein)
Exons: 15
Coding region: 264-2891 (875 amino acids)
Biological process (GO): homophilic cell-cell adhesion; dendrite self-avoidance; axon guidance
Cellular component (GO): plasma membrane; axon
Molecular function (GO): cell-cell adhesion mediator activity
Source: RefSeq, a predicted model, not a curated record
AACAGCUGAACCUGCGGUAGGCGCGCGCGGAAUGCAGUAUCCGGUAGAAAGUAACGGUACUUUUAAGGAAACUGCUCACCGACACACAACCAGCAGCCAGUCGAGUUGAUGAACCGGGUGGUCGCAUCUCGGAUUGACCUGCGUUUCACUUCUUCUGGUUUAUAUCGAUCUAAAGGAUUUUAGUCAAAAACAGGAGCGACAGCACGCUAAAGAGGUAACAUCUAUACAGAGCCUGUUUGUCAACUUGUCAUUGUGGUACAGACAUGACUGAGGUGGCACAGAUUGCGGCUGUAGUCGCACACGACAUGGACGAUGCCACAAAUGAAAGUGAACUCAACAUAAGCGAUGCAGAAAACAAGGAAGAUCAUACGACACAUGAGGAAGAUGACGUGGUGGUUGAUGAACAAGACGACGACGCAGCCGAGGAGAAAAGUGAGACUUCACAUAUAGAAAACAAAGCGCCUUACCACAAGAAUGAGGAAGAAAGUAUUGAGACUGACAACAAGACACACAUGAACGGUGUGGAUCACAAAGAGAAGGACACAGCCGAUGAGAAAAAUAAAAGGUCAGAAGAUGUUAAUGGUGAAGAACAGGACACAGAGACGAAGGAGGAUGCAGAACCUGACACAAAUAAAGACCAGAUUAUUUCGGAUCUGGCACUAAAGAAAGAGAAACUCCUCCGAUCCAGAAAGCCGGUGGCUAGAAGCUACGUGCCAAACCUGAACAAAGACAAGGGGGAAGUGACGGGCAAGUUUGAGGCCAUGCAGAAGGCCAGGGAGGAGCGCAGCAGGCAGAGGAACAUGAACGAGCAGCAGAAAAGGAAGGAGCAAUACAUAAAGGAGAGAGAGUGGAGUCGCAGGAAGCAGCAGAUAAAAGAACUGCUCGCUUCCAGUGAUGAGGAAGAAGAGGUGAAGCCAGCAAAGGUAGAAAAAUCCUACGUCCCCAAAAUCACAGGUAGUGUGAAGGGGAAGUUUGCAGUAAUGGAAAAACAAAGAGCAGAGGAAGAAAGGAAGAGAAUGGAAGAAGAGAGGAAGAAGAGGGAAGCCCAGGACAACAUGGAAAAAGCCAAAAUAAAGAAAGAAUUGGCUCAGAAAGCAGCUGAGGAUGGAGAUGACACAAUCCUGGUACGAGUGGUUCCAGCGAAGUCAUCCCGACCUCCGGGCAGAAUCAAGCUGAACUUUGAAGACAUGGAAAAGAAUCGAGAGGAGGAAGUGAAGAAGAAGGCCGAGGAAGAGAAGAAGAGACGGUACGAUGAAAACAGACGCUCCUUCAGGGAUGCCAAGCGACGCUCGGUUGUUCAACAGGAGGAUGAGGAGGAGAAGCCUUCAGAGAAGGCGCAGGUGACUCCUGGAAAGCUGAAGAUGACAUUCGAGGAGCUGGAGAAGGAGAGGCAGGAGCACAGGAGGAAGCAGGCUGAGGAGGAAGCCAAGCGCCGCCUGAUAGACGAGAAGAAAGCUUUUGAGGAGGCCAGGCUGGGAAUGGGAGAAGAUGUGGAGGACACUCAGCCAGCUCAGGAAGACAAGGACGAGUUCCGACCUGGAAAACUGAGGCUGAGCUUUGAAGAGCUGGAACGGCAGAGGGUAGAAGAAGAGCGCAAGAAAGCAGAGGAAGAGUACAAGAGACGAAUGGUGGAGGAGAGAAGAGCUUUCGCUGAAGCCAGGAAGAGCAUGCUUGUAGAUGAGGAUGACGAGGGGCUGAUGGCCUUACUGAACCUGGAGGGUAGUAAGCCCGGGAAGAUAUGCGCCAGUUUUGAGGAUCUGGAACGCCAGAGAAGAGAGGACGAACAGAAGAGGGCAGAGGAGGAGGCCAAGAAGAGACUGGAAGAGGAGAAGAGGCUCUUUGCCGAGGCCCGAAAGAACAUGAGCUCUGGCCUGGAUCAGGAAAAGUCUGCAUAUGGAGAUGAAACAGUACAAGAUGAGGAAGAAGGGAUGGUGAAGAGUGAAUCUCAGGAAGCACUGCACCCUAGAAAACUGGAGAUGAACUUUGAAGAGCUACUGAAGGAGAAGGAGGAAGCUGAGAGGAGACGCAAGGCAGAGGAGCGCAAAAAGAAAAUGGAGCAGGAGAAGCAGGAAUUUGAACAACUCAGACAAGAGAUGGGCGAGGAUGUAGUAAAUGAAAGCUCAGAUGUUGUAAGCAAAGAGUAUGAAGAACUGACCAAGCUCAAGAGGACUGGCUCCAUCCAGGCUAAGGACCUCAAGUCUAAAUUUGAGAAGAUCAAACAGCUGACUGAAGAGGACAUUCAGAAAAAGAUUGAGAUGGAGAGAGCACGGAGGAAGGCCGUUGAUGAUGAAAUUAAAGAGAGAGAAGCUGAGAGGUUCCAGGAGGAGGAUGAGGAAAGACAAACAACUCCGGCGAGGGCCGAAGAGUCACCAUUCAAACAGAAGGUGGAUAUGAAAGCCAGAUUUCAACAAAUGGCCAAAGCCAGAGAGGACGAGGAGAGGAGGAGGAUAGAGGAGCAGAAGCUGCAGAGGAUGCAGUUUGAGCAGCAGGAGAUUGAUGCUGCCCUCCAAAAAAAGAAGGAGGAUGAUGUGGAGGACGAGGGUAGCAUCAUCAACGGCUCUGCGGCCUAUGAAGAUGAGGAGGAUCAUGCCAGAUCGGGGGCUCCGUGGUUUAAAAAGCCCCUUAAAAAUCAAUCGGUGGUGGACUCGGAGCCAGUUCGGUUCACCGUUAAGAUCACCGGAGAGCCCAAGCCAGAGGUGACCUGGUGGUUUGAGGGAGAGAUGCUCCAGGACUGUGAGGACUAUCAGUAUAUAGAGAGAGGAGAGACAUACUGCCUCUACCUGCCGGAGACCUUCCCAGAAGACGAGGGAGAGUACAUGUGCAAGGCUGUGAACAGCAGAGGCACAGCAGCAAGUACCUGCAUCCUCACAAUAGAAACUUAUGACUACUGAUGCCCUUCCAUGUUCUGGAAACUUUCCCAGUUGUCUCUCACUCCUUUUUAAAACUUUGUCCCUCAUGGUAUGGUCAAACAGCAGAGGGAAGAAAAUAGCAGUAUGCUUGGCAUUCCUAAGGGAGGGUUACACAACACAAAAAAAUGCGACAUGUUGUUUACGUUUGUAAAGCUGCACUCCCUGUAGAGUAGGAUGAUACUUGUGCCAAAAACAGACGAUUCUUGUUCCCAUGCCAAGGGUUGUCUUUGCUGCGAGGCCCUUAUGAUAUUUGUGAGACUAGCAAUUUUUAAGUAUCAUAGUACUGUAUUGUAAAUAUCACGCUUUAUAGUCCAAACAUGGCAAACAUUAUGUUUGAGACAAUGAAAUGUAAAAAGUAAGAUGUGUACUAAUUUUAAAGAACAAGGUAAAGGAAUAUCAGUAAAACAUCUUGCUUCGGUAUUCUACUACUGCUCAAUAACUUUACAAUAUUAAUCAAUUUUCUGUACUCUUUGCCAUAUUACAGUAGUAAAUGGUAUUGUGAUACUUGUCUGGUGUUAUAUAGAGGGGUAACAUCGCUUAAUCAUCACUUAAUUAAAAUUCCACAGUGAAGGGUCUGUUGACAAUGAUAUUGCAAGAACAAAUCAGUUGAACUCACCUGUACAUCCUGAUAUUUAAUUAAACUCUUUCGGUCCAUAUUAAAUGUAAUGUAAUGUUAAACUGCAGCAUCUAAAAAAGAUGAAUAUGUUGAUUUUUCAUGUAUCAACCCCCAUUUUUUGUUUUGAGUUAAAUGUAAUACUCUUAAUACAGUUGUCAUUAUUCAGUUGUGCUGGACAGUAGGUGACCGUUUUAUGAUUUGAUAAUAAAGUAAACAUAGGCCAGCCUGAAUAUUUGUCAUAUUAUAAAUGAAAAUGUUUUAAUAAAAUUAACAAAAAUAGGGUAA